AUGGCUGCAUCCAUGGUAUGUCAGCCAACUGAGGAACAACCUCAAUGGGGUGGCUUUGUUGCUUGUCGCUCUUACAAAUCACGAAACAGAGAGAUGGCUCAUGAUAAUCUGAUGAACAACUACUUCAACCCCAACUCGAUGUACACAGAAGAGGAUUUUAGACGUCGCUUUCGGAUGAGACGUUUUGUGUUCGAGCGUUUACUUCAUGAUGUCCAACAUGUCAAUCCAUACUUUCAACAGAAGCAGAACAGAGCAGGCCGCCCUGGUUUCUUACCUCAUCAGAAGGUUACUAUUGCACUCCGAAUGAUGGCUUAUGCCUACCCAGCUGAUGUGAUGGAUGAUACAUACAGUAUGUCUGAGUCUACAUGCCUUGAUACUCUUACUGAAUUCUAUGACACAAUUACUUAUCUUUACAAAGAGGAGUACCUCCGUGAGCCAAAUCAAGAAGAUAUGGAUUGGCUUAUUCGCAAAGCUGAAGACUAUGGUUUUAUGGGCAUGAUAGGGUCAUUAGACUGCAUCCAUUGGAAUUGGAAGAACUGUCCCACCUAA
Pyrus x bretschneideri (Chinese white pear) is the source of this 549-nucleotide messenger RNA. RefSeq lists its product as uncharacterized. The record is from RefSeq and is a predicted model, not a curated record. The transcript has a single exon. NCBI's taxonomy places the organism in Eukaryota, Viridiplantae, Streptophyta, Magnoliopsida, Rosales, Rosaceae. Bases 1 to 549 code for a protein of 182 amino acids.